Porites evermanni is the source of this 6106-nucleotide messenger RNA. The record is from the annotation of a GenBank genome assembly. Lineage: Eukaryota; Metazoa; Cnidaria; Anthozoa; Scleractinia; Poritidae.
AUGAUUGCAUUAAGAAGAAUGCAGAGAUUGUUGGAAACGAAACCAGUCAUCGAAUCUAAACUAAGCAAACGACAGAAUAUGUCUCCUUUAAAAGUUUAUUUUAAAGGCAGGAGGUAUAAACCACACUUAGUUAGAACAGAGAGUUUCAAACCAGAAAAACCAGCCUUGAUGAGUCUUCAAAAGAUUGAGGACUUCCAAGCUGUUCAACCUCAAGCUGUGCUCGAAAACAUUUCCAGUUUGUGGAACUAUUCGUCAGAUCGCCCAGCAUUACAAAACGUUUCAUUGCAAGCUUCUAGUGGACAACUUAUAGGUAUAACUGGACCAGUAGGGAGUGGCAAAACAUCUUUAUUGAUGACCAUCUUGGGAGAAAUUCCAAUAUCAUCUGGUCAAAUGUCAUGUACUGGAAAAAUGGCUUACGUAUCCCAAACGCCUUGGGUCUAUUCUGGCACGGUGAGAGAGAACGUUGUAUUUGGUAUGCCUUUCGUCGAAGAAAAGUUUAAUAAGAUCAUCGAAGUGUGCGACCUAGGAAAAGAUCUAUCACGAUUUCCAAAACGUGAUCUCACGGAGAUAGGACAACGUGGAGUAAUCCUGAGUGGCGGUCAGCGUGCACGAGUGAGUCUGGCACGAGCAAUUUACUCAGAUGCUGAUAUCUACUUACUAGAUGAUCCUCUCAGUGCAGUGGAUGCCAAAGUCGGCAAACAUUUGUUUAAAAAAUGUAUUGACGGAUUUCUAGCUGGGAGGGUGCGGAUUUUGGUGACACACCAAUCACAGUUCCUCCAACAUACAGACAACGUUGUAGUACUUCACAAUGGUUCCGUAGAGUACCAAGGUACCUUUGGUCACAUGGAGAAAGAAAGGAUGAGAAAUUUUUCUAUUGUUUCUCAAAGAAGUCAAGAGAAUGAUAUAGAUGAUCAUGGAAACGUUUUUGGUGAAGCUGUCAAGAGCGUCAAUAUUGUCCAUAAACUUGGAAAGAGAGUGGAUCUUAAAGAAGAGGAAGAGGAUCGAAUGGUUGGGACUGUAAAAUGGCAAUUGUAUUGGAAAUACUUUAGAGCCUCCCUUUCAACUGGUCUUAUUUUUAGCCUUGCCUUCUUCUUCGUCGUUGUCCAAGGUAUUUAUAUAUAAGUAUAAAAUUAAUAGGACAGUAAGUGUCAUGCGCUUUGGGUGCUGUCAUAAGACAGUUAAACUUCAAUGGGCUUUUUGUUUGUUUGUUUUGUUUACUUCUAGGAAAAACUCAAGGGAUAUCUUGUGCUUGUCUCUGAUUUUGAUUUUGUUAUGAUUCAAUGCAUGGUAAAAGGUCUUCUUAUAUUAUCGUCGGUCGUCUUGUCGUUCGGUCUGCAAUCAUACUCGUAAUCAAACAAAUUAGACUCUUGCUACGUGGUCGUCCUUUUAAUCUCUGGUACAAUCACACGUCAAACUGGACUCCGCUAUGUCAUAUUAACAUUAUACGCUUAAUGUCUGUAUCUCUCCUUGGAUGACUUCGGAAACUGUUGCUUACUAGAUUGAGAGGUGUUGAGUUUGUUUUUUUCCAAUUUUCCCGUCUUCUGUAACGCCACUUUCAUGGUUCCAUGCUUUGAUCUCGUGCUGAUCACGAGGGGAGUAUAAUUACUCAAAUUUAUCACGAUAAGGAUACAUUUUAAUUUAGUCAAUGCCACCUGACUAAGAAUCAACCAAUGGCUGUCCCUGUUUAGUUGAGUGAAAGUCUAAGGAUAUAACAGUAUACAGCGCAACCUCGAUAUAACGAACCUCUAUNCUAUCACGAUUUCCAAAACGUGAUCUCACGGAGAUAGGGCAACGUGGAGUAAUCCUGAGUGGCGGUCAGCGUGCACGAGUGAGUCUGGCACGCGCAAUUUACUCAGAUGCUGAUAUCUACUUACUAGAUGAUCCUCUCAGUGCAGUGGAUGCCAAAGUCGGCAAACAUUUGUUUGAAAAAUGUAUUGACGGAUUUCUAGCUGGGAGGGUGCGGAUUUUGGUGACACACCAGUUACAGUUCCUCCAACAUACAGACAACAUUAUCAUACUUCACAAUGGUUCCGUAGAGUACCAAGGUACCUUUGGUCACAUGGAGAAAGAAAGGGUGAGAAAUUUUUCUAUUGUUUCUCAAAGAAGUCAAGAGACUGACAUAGAUGAUCGUGCAAACGUGGUUGGUGAAGAUGAAGCUGUCAAGAGCGUCAAUAUUGUCCAUAAACUUGGAGAGAGAGUGGAUCUUAAAGAAGAGGAAGAAGACCGAAUGGUUGGGACUGUAAAAUGGCGAUUGUAUUGGAAAUACUUAAGAGCCUCCCUUUCAACUGGUCUUAUUUUUAGCCUUGCCUGCUUCUUCGUCGUUGUCCAAGGUAUUUAUAUAUAACUAUAAAAUUAAUAGGACAGUAAGUGUCAUGCGCUUCGGGUGCUGUCAUAAGACAGUUAAACUUCAAUGGGUUUUUUGUUUGUUUGUUUUGUUUACUUCUAGGAAAAACCUCAAGGGAUAUCUUAAGCUUGUCUCUGAUUUUGAUUUUGUUAUGAUUCAAGGGUGAAAAGUCUUCUUAUCGUCGGUCUUCUUGUCAUUCGGUCUGCAAUCAUACUCGUAAUCAAACAAAUUAGACUCUUGCUACGCGGUCGUCCUUUUAAUCUCCGGUGCAAUCACACGUCAAACUGGACUCCGCUAAGUCAUAUUCUUGGAUGACUUCGGAAACUGUUGCUUACUAGAUUGAGAGGUGUUGAGUUUGUGUUUUUCCAAUUUUCCCGCCUUCUGUAACGCCACUUUCAUGGCUCUAUGCUAUGAUCUCGUGCUGAUCACGAGGGGGGUAUAAUUACUCAAAUUUAUCACGAUAAGGAUACAUUUUAUUCUAGUCAAGGCCACCUGACUAAGAAUCAACCAAUGGCUGUCCCUGUUUAGUUGAGUGAAAGUCUAGGGAUAUAACAGUAUACCUAAGAAAAUCACUUCUCAUAAACUAACAAUGACUAGAAACCACUGGAUCAAAUACACAAUUUGUUUGUUUGUUUGUUUGUUUUUGUUGUUGUUUCAGUUUUAUGGAUCGCUCCGUAUUGGUGGGUUUCACGAAUGAUCGACAUGCCAAAAGAAAAACAGAAGGACUAUACAACGCUCCUGGUGUAUGGGUCCAUUGUCACAUUAUCCUUGGUGUUUACAAUUCUAUCCUCAUUUUGCUUUUAUCUGACAGCUUUAAAGGCAUCAGAAAAUCUUCAUAACAAGAUGACUAAAGCGGUUAUUGAAGCACCAGUCAUCUUCUUUGACACAAACCCAGUUGGUCGUAUCUUAAAUCGAUUCUCUAAAGACAUUGGUAGUAUGGACAUUAUGCUUCCACCACAAUUUCUCCUCGCAGUGCUAUGUUGUCUUUAUUUCUUCAGUGCUACCAUCCUGUCUGCUGUGGUAAACGUGUGGUUAUUUAUCAUUUGUGUUCCACUGACAAUUUUGUUUAUCUACCUUGCAAAGUAUUAUUUGAAAUCCUCUCGGGAAAUCAGACGGCUGGAGGCAGUGACUUGUAGCCCUGUUUAUUCACUCAUUGCCGAUACUAUAGCAGGAUCAGAAGAAAUUCGCUCAUCAAAGAUGGAAGAUGAUUUCCUGCAGAAAUUUUUCAAGUAUGUAACUUAAUUUGCUCCUGAACGCGGCGUUCGGUAUGUUAUGCUGACGAAUAUGGGUGUAACUUUAAUUCUUAUAUUUUCAUUUUUGUAAGCAUAAAGACCAGUUAAAAUAAUUGUUCUAGGUGUACAUAGCAUUUGAAAUGAUUAUAGUUUAACUUUUCCUAAAGUAUGAUUAACACUAAGCGUAGACCAGCAGGCGGGUAUGUUUCUAUUAAACACUCAGUGAUUCAUAAGAACUGGCAAUAAAAGACAAAAAAAGGAGAACACAUUUCUUCUGUGUAAAUUACUUUAGGUACCAAGACAAAAACACAUCAGCCUUAAUAAUGCUACUGGCAUCAACACACUGGCUUGGGCUCCGUGGAGAUUCAAUAAGCAACGUUCUUGUGACGUCUGUUUCAGUUGGAGCCAUGUUAGCGACACAAAGCCCAGGUGGGUAUCUUUAUCGUCCUCGUCCCGGUCGUUCAAACAAUGGAUAGCGCUAUCCAACCGAAAAAUCACUAUCCAGCGGAUAAGUAUUAGGGAAACCAACUGCGUUAUCCACAGGAUAGAGAUUUAUCCAGUGGAUAGUGUUAUCUCCGUUUCGAACAACUGGGCCCUCGAGAAUAAGCUACUUUAUUUGAGAAGAUUUUUUUUCAGCAUCUACUUAUCCCUAAAAUGCUAGUUAAUUUGUUUUUAAAAUGAUCACAAGCCCUUUUUUCCACAAUGAAACCAAGACGAACGCCUGGCGGUGCCUCAUUCUGGAAAAUCGGCUAACUUGGUGUCAGAAAACAAAGAGUCGUUUUCUAUAAGCCAAGAUGCGCCAAUAUUGAAUGCGUUUGUAACAGAAACAACGACAAAUAUAUUAAAAGUAUAUAGAGCCACUGUAUUCAGCCAAAUAAAGAUUUUCGUAAGGUUGACGUAGUCUCAGACUGGUAAUAUGAAAUGAAAAAGAGCGAAAACAGCAUUGAAUUGUGAAACCAGUGAACUCAUGUUUCACAGUCCACCAGUAUAUUUUUAACAGAGAUGUCGUACUAUAAGACGCGCGUCAGAGGUUCCCUUAAGUUUUUAUACCUCAUUGAUACAGGAAAGUGAUAGGAAAACUUACUCGUGGCACUGGGGGUAGAACCAAUUUCAGGAACACCGACCCCAACAAGUUCCUCAAGGGAAAAACUUUCUGAGGGUUAAUAUUUCAGUAAGUCUGUAUGUCCGUCAUAAUUAAAAGGAUAACCAUUGGAUUCUGAUGCUUUAUGAACUAAAGCGGCUAAGCCUUCGUUUACUUUCCUAUCAGCUGUAACAGGUACAUAUUUUGUCUUUGCUCUUAACCCGGUCUUCCGAUUAAGUAUUACUCUGUCUGGUCGUCUACUAAUUCUCGGAAAGUAGUAAGAAAACGUUUGUGUUUGUUUGCAGCGUUGGCUGGCAUGUCUCUGACAUUCGCACUGGAGACGUUAGAGGCUGCACAGUAUGGCAUUUACGUCGCUUCGGAGACAGAAAAUCACAUGACAUCAGUGGAAAGAGUGUUUACCUACACUGAAAUCGAUCCAGAGCCUGGGUAUUACGCAGAAACCCAAUCCCCUCCUGAAGACUGGCCAACAGCGGGCUCCAUGGCAUUACAUGACUUGUCGCUUACAUAUUUGGAAGGUGCUCCAUCAAUUUUGAACGGCAUAAACGUUUGCUUCGCAGCUCAGGAAAAAGUUGGAAUAGUAGGUCGCACUGGAGCUGGAAAAUCGUCUUUGGUGGCUGCUUUGUUCCGAAUGCCAGAACCAGAAGGCAGGGUAAGAAUAGUCUUCUUCUUUUCUUUUUGUUACGAUAUAUCGCGAUGUUGUAGUUGGCAGCAACAUGUUUUGGUGUUGCUGGAAGCUCUUGACAACGCUUAAAUAAGGCCAAACUUUUGAGUCAAAAAGUCUCGACGUUUAUGUUUCAUAAUAGCUGGGUGUUUUCUUUUUCAAAGCUUUCCCAGCCAUUCUCGUCCCAAGAGGCGUGAUCCAUUUGGCCAGUGCCUGGCACGGAUCUAGAGCUCUGGCUGGGACCAGGAUAACACGCAGGCGCAGUAGUCUCACAUUUUAGUAACCGUUGGUAACCCUUUUCGCUUCAAAUUUUUGAGGAUGCACAGAAAGCCUGAAGCCCUUCAUUUGAGGAGUUCCGGCAUCUACUCUAGCUUUCGAUCUGCAGCAUUUAUCACAAGGAUCAAAGCCUUGGGGACGAGAAUGUUGUGCACUCGAAUGCGUAUUACUUGUCGUAUCCUUAGUAGUAUCCAAUGCGCAUGCAUGCAAGAAUUAUAUACAUAGUAAAUGCCAGAAAAACAAAAAGCUGGUCGAAUGCAUUACAUUUGCUUUCACAGGUGAUCAUAGACAAUGUCAACAUCAAAGAUCUCAAUCUGCAGGCGGCUCGCAGGUCCAUGGCUGUUAUAACUCAGGAUCCUGUCCUCUUCAGCGGCAGCCUCAGAAGUGGAUUACAAAACAGAUCGUCUGAUUCAAGAAGUUAUACGCAACAGAUUUCAAGAUUCUACAGUGAUUACCAUCGCCCAUCGCUUGAACACCAUCAUGGACUAUGA